GCCAGGGCGGGAAGAAAAGGAUCAAACAGAGCAUAAACAAAAGGAUUAAAGUGCUUAAAGGUUGAUUAUGUUCUGAGAAAGGUAUAAGCUCUAUGUUAUGCUUUCAGUACCCAAUUCAAGCUUCCAGCUUUUAGAUGAACUCCUUUGCCAUUACAUAGAACUUUGGAAUAAAGAUGCUGAAUCUUUCCUUUUUUGUUCCUAAAUUUGAUUCUUUCAUUUUGUUCCAUAAAGUAACAAAAGUUAUUGUUUUUAUGAAUGUUUUUGAUUUAUAAGCAAUCCAUUUCAACUCCCAUUUCUUGUUCAUCUUAACCACACCUGAAUUUCCGCCAUGGAACAUUCCACUACAACCACCCUCUUCUUCAUUCUUCUCAUCUUCCCCCUCGCCGGACCCGCCAUGGCCUCCGACGACCACCGUCUCGUUGAGGUGGUGCCUCCGGUAAGCCUCCUCUGUAUCAGCGAAUGCUCAACUUGCCCUGUCAUAUGCGCACCCCCACCACCGCCCACGGUGACACUCAAAUCUCCUCCACCGGUGCCUCACUCCCCUCCGAUGGCUUCCUUCCCACUCAACCCACCCCCAUCCCCACCUCGACCAACCCCAUCACCACCGCCGCCUCCAGUACCGGCGGCGACUUCAUCUCAUUCCCCACCGCCUCCCGCUUUCAAAUACUAUUUCAGCUUGCCACCACCGCCGCCAGUGCUGAUACCGGAGCCUCUGCCGCCGACGACGGCGGCGCCUCAUGGAAAUACCAAUGCUUAUAAUUACUACUUCUACGCUUCGAAUUCAUGUUCUCUGAAUUCUCCGGCGUUUUUGUGGGCUCUGUUUCUCUUCCAUUUGGUGUGUGUCUUGGUGGUCGUGAAGUGAAGCUUGAUUUUCAUGGUGUUUUGUAUGCGAAGUAGAAUUUUAGGAACUAUUCUUUUUCAAAGCUUGGAUUUUUAUGCCGAUUUAUUAAUAUUACAAUUUUCUUGUGCAAAUCUUAAAGAUUUCUUCUUUUUUUUUUCAUCGUUAAAUCAAGGGGGUAUGAACACUUCCAUGUAUGCAUUUUGAAAAUUUUAGUUUUAAUUUUUUUUUAAAUAGAUGUAAAUCUUU
This is a messenger RNA of Cucurbita pepo subsp. pepo (vegetable marrow), 1087 nucleotides long. RefSeq lists its product as uncharacterized. The record is from RefSeq and is a predicted model, not a curated record. Lineage: Eukaryota; Viridiplantae; Streptophyta; Magnoliopsida; Cucurbitales; Cucurbitaceae.